GAAAGAGAGAAAGAGAGAGAGAGAGAGAGAGAGAGAGAGAGAACGAGUAUCUCUAAGUAGAGAGUAAGAAUUGCAAGUAAAGUUUAAAGUUUAUCAUUUCUUUCUUUUUCAUUAAUUUCACAUUUGCCUAUCAAGCGUUUUAAUGUUUACCUAGGAUUGAAAAACGUUUAUUAAAGUGUUAAAGUUACUUAUCAGUGCUCGCUUUCAACUGGCGAUAAGAUGUAUAUUUAUUAAAUUGCACUAACUAAGGCCAAGGCCGUUUGUAAGCAUACCUAUACAUCCUAUAAGGGGAAUAAAAUUGAAAAACAUUAAAAGUAAACAAGAAUUUCCAUUGCCUGCAUAAUUACCUGAAUUGUAAUCUUGUUGAAUGCAAAGUCGUGACCGUGAAUCUGUACAUACGUACAACUAGUUCAGUUACUUGUCACAAAUUUGAACGCAUCUCAAAUACAACCCUGAAGUGAGAUGAUACCGUACGCAUUGUUAAUAAUAUUAAUGAAUUUUACAUUGGCCAGUGUCGUCGCGUCUGGUACCAGUAAUAAUAGCCUUAGCACAAAUAGCAGCAGUUAUGCUAGAAACCAGAACAUUAACCGCUUCGCAACUAGUCUUAAUAACAACAUAACCUCAAUAUUUAAGACCCCCCAGAAUUUGGCAUCGGCCUUACGCGACAAAAGAGACUCAGCAUUUGAAUUGGAUCCGACUGAAAUCGCACGUCAAAAUCAAAUAACUCAGCAGAUCCUAACCCAUUAUAUAGAACGUCGUUUAUUUCCGUUUAGCAAUGUUAAACAGAAAGUACCGUCCAUUGCGGAAAUAUUGCCAAAGGCAAUCACUUCUACUACAUCGCCAAGGGCAAUCAGUAUUGCAACAUCGCCGACAUAUAAGCGAGGCUUGGCCAGUAGCAAUAAUACGCGACGUAAAACUUAUGGUCAAAAAUUGAAAAAUUCCACCAGACGUAAAUAUAAUAUGAAUAAGAUCGAAACACAAGAUAAAGAAGAAGAACAAGAUAUUGAAAAACAAUCAAGUCAGCAACGUUUGACGGAAAAUUUAAACGAAGAUGAAGAUGUUACCGAGCAACCUGCCACCAUAACAUAUAGCAAUAAAUACAAGAAUCAAGAUAAUCAUACGUUUUAUUACAACAACGAAUGGUCGGGAGGGAGAGGCUUUCUUCUACCAUAUGAUAUCGAAGAUGAUGUUGAGCAUGAUGUACAGGAAGCAUUGCAGAGCGUUGAAUCUGAGCAAUACGAUCAAUACUAUAAUAACGAUAUCUUUCAACGCGAUCCCAAAGAGAAUGAAAUCGAUGGCGGCGCAGAUUGUCCGAACUGUGUGGACGAAGUGCAUUAUAUGAAUAAAUGGACAAUGCCUUUAUUAAAGCUGGGCGAGAAGCGUUACUAUCUUGGUAUCUUCUUCAAGGCCAAUUGGUUCAAAGCAACACAAUAUUGCAGAUAUCAUGGCAUGCAUUUGGCCAGCAUAUCAUCACAAGAAGAAAAUGAUAGACUUGAAAAAUAUAUAAGAGAUUAUGGUUUAGGUCAUGAGCACUUCUGGAUAUCUGGCACUGAUUUAGCGGAUGAGGGUAACUUCUUUUGGAUGUCCACGGGACGUCCGAUAACGUUUACUAAUUGGAAUGCUGGUGAACCUAAUAAUUUCCGUUACGAAAAUGGCGAAGAAGAGAAUUGCCUCGAACUAUGGAAUCGUGAUGGUAAAGGUUUGAAAUGGAACGAUUCACCCUGCAGUUUUGAAACGUACUUUGUAUGUGAAGUUCAACCCAACUAAGAUAAAAUUAAGCAAAAUAGAAAAAAAAAAGACCGUACACCGUCCCACAACCUUAUCUAUUAUCAAUUAUAGAAUAAGAAAUAUUUAGUUGAUUAGUAAACAAAAAUAAUAAUAAUAAUAAUAAAAUAUAUUUUUGUAAAAACUUCUGAUAAUUAGAUAUGUAAGUCAAUAAGGUAGCGUAUAAGAGAGCUUGGAUUCGAAAUUCGAAUCGUUUUUUGUAAAAUUACGUAACAACUUUUUAAUUUAAUUAGUAUUUUUUUUUUUUUUUUGUUUUAUAAUUAUUCUCUUAAUUUAAUUACCUGAGCGUGUUAAGAUGAAUUUAUAAGAAAAAUUUUAAUCGGUUAUUUUUAAAUU
Messenger RNA from Glossina fuscipes, 2121 nucleotides. It is a transcript of the gene tfc, whose product is annotated as C-type lectin 37Db. Gene Ontology annotation, cellular component: external side of plasma membrane. Gene Ontology annotation, biological process: biological process involved in interspecies interaction between organisms. The record is from RefSeq and is a predicted model, not a curated record. The transcript is spliced from 6 exons. Bases 463 to 1767 code for a protein of 434 amino acids. Gene Ontology annotation, molecular function: carbohydrate binding. Lineage: Eukaryota; Metazoa; Arthropoda; Insecta; Diptera; Glossinidae.